AUGGAUAUAAUUGGACUUUGUCUACCAUUAGUUGACUGUGCCGCAAGGCUUGCAAAAGAAGCUUAUAAAACAGCAGAAGAUGCACGCUAUACCAAGAAAACAUGUCUGUUAUUAUCUGAUAGAUUAGAAGCGGGAUCACGUGCUUUGUCUGAUUUAUAUAGACACAGGGAAGAAAAAGAAAAGGAAGAAAAAUUCAAAAGUAGCAAUUUCUAUAACAGCCUUCAAAGUUAUGUAAAUGCAGCAACUGAAAUCAAAAGAUUUAUUGAUGAGCUUGCUGAAUCGGGUGGAGCAAUGAAAUAUCUUAAAUCUCGUUCUCAUAAAGUGAAGGUUAAACAACUUGUAAAAAGGUUCGAUGAUGCCAUUGCUGAUUUAAAAUUAGGAAUAAAUAUUGACGAAUUUAAAAAACUUGAUGACUUGGAAAGUAUAAUCGAAACCGAAUUUAAGAAAAUGUCAUUGACUUUAGAAACAAUUGAAGCCAGUUUAGUUACUCAAACAAAUGAUAUAAAAGAUAUAAAAUUAACGAUGGAUACGCUUGCAUCAAUGAAUAAUACUGAUAGCAAACAACUUGACAACAUCAAAACAAUUCCUCCUGGAGAUUUAAAAGAUCCAGAACCAGAAGAAGUAGUAAAACGUGGAAAAAUUACUAAAAAAUUAUUGAAAGGGAUUGAACCAGUAGCGUGUAAGCCACUUACAGAUGAAAUUCCACCUAGAUGUAGAAGUUCUAGCAACAGUAGUACUAAUAGUAGUCUUGGUAAAGAAAUUCUUCUUGAACUUGAUGAUGAUGAUCUUUCAUUAGAUACAUUGAGUUUAGACGAUAUUGAACAAGUUGGCGAUCCUUUGAAGGCUGCUGAAUUUUUGAAAUAUUUGGAAAAAGCUGCUUUCCAUGAAAAUCAAGCCGCUUUAUAUAAUUUGGGAAAUAUCUAUUAUGAAGGUAAAUUAGGAUUACCAAGAAAUCAAAAACAAGCAAUAAUGAAUUAUAAAAAAGCUGCUUUGAAAGGUCAUGACAAAUCAAUCGAUAAACUUAAAAGCUUAAAAAUAAAUGUUUACGAUGAUUAA
This is a messenger RNA of Entrophospora candida, 1056 nucleotides long. The record is from the annotation of a GenBank genome assembly. Lineage: Eukaryota; Fungi; Glomeromycota; Glomeromycetes; Entrophosporales; Entrophosporaceae.